CGCUUAUUAGCAAUAGAAAUCAAAGGAAACUAAGAAUAACACCUCACGUGACCGUACAUUUGUACAUGCGAUGGUUAUCGAUCGUCUGGUUAUCUGUCGUCAUCAGUUCUCCAUGACCUCAAAUUUAUAAUUCGUCAAGAUAAAGUCUACGACGGAGAACGAUGGUUGAUUUAUGGAACAAAAAAGCCCCACUAUAGAAAAUUAAUUCUCAAAAUCGUCAUGAGGGUGAAAGGGAGAGAUGCCUGUUUUUACGCAUGCCACUUAGUGUCUGUAGUACACAGUGCCCACCAGACGAGCCCUCAAUCUCACUGGAAACACCUGAAGCUAUUUACAAGGAGCAGAAACGAGAGAGAGAGUAACAAAACGGAGAAGAAAACAAAACAAACAAAUGAUAGAGGAACCCUGAACUACCGCCGUCUGCUCCAUCCUUCACCUUUUGUCGUUCUUCGUUAUGUGUGUACAUGGCGUGCCAUUAACCAUCACCAACCAAAAACAGGAUGAAGCUGGAUCGUCGCCAUGUGCUUUCCCCUCACUGAUUUGCAGCGAACCAUCGGUGACCCCUCGCUGUCUUACAACCCGUGAAAUUUGUGAUGGUGUCAACAAUUGUGCUUCUGGUCGAGAUGAACUCAACUGUGGGAGGAAGGACUAUGUCAUCGAUGGCAAACUGCUAUCCACCCGUGAGAUCACCGAAGACAUUCUCAUUGAAGAUAUCUCACAGGAAUCGUGUGCAAAGUUCUGCAAUGAGAUAGUCAGUUUCAAGUGCAUUGGCUUCCAGCACAACCUCCAGUCCAACCAGUGUAGACUUCUUGAUGCCAAAUUUUCUCGCAAAACAGCUAAGGCUUCCAUUCGCAGCUUCUGGAUCACAUUCCAACGUAAUGAGAAUAGUACAAUUAUCCCAGAUAAUACUGUGACCCGUCCAAUUGCUGAUGCACUUUUAAAUGCUGGCAAUGAUGAGAAACCUUUUGAUGGUUUUGAAGGUGACUUUGAUGCCAUCAUUGUUGAAGUUGACUGGGACUCUCCUUCUCAGUCUGAGCGAGUGAAACGAAGAACUGUCUUUUCACCUGCAAUUAUGAGAUCGGGCGCCACGUGUGGUAAUCGCAUGGUUGAUUUCGAACCUCCUCGUCCGGCAAGUAGCCGUUUGGGUCGCGUUGUCAAUGGAGUCGACGCACCCGUCGGAGCUAUCCCAUGGCAGGCUUCCAUCAAGCUUAAGGAUGGCGGCUCCCUUCGCCAGUGGUGCGGAGGAGCCAUCAUCUCUGAGCGUCUAGUCCUAACUGCUGCCCAUUGCAUCGAUCACUUGCGCAAAACUGAAUUUGCCGUUGUCGUCGGGGAGCAUGACACCAGUGUAUCUCAUGCAAAAGAACAAAUUUUCCCCGUCGAGAACUUCAUCAUCCACCCUAAAUUCAAAUCUACCAAAGGCGGCUCCGAUAUUGCUUUGGUGAAACUCGCGACAGUUAACGGCAAAGGUAUCGUAUUCGAUGACGUAGCCCAACCCAUCUGUUUGCCCUCAUCAGAAAGCGAUUACAAACCUGGAACUUGGUGCAGUGUCUCCGGUUGGGGCAUGCAAAAACCUGCAAGUGAAGACACAGUGUCGAAUAUCCUGAAAGUAGCCUCUGUACCUCUGAUCUCAUCCGAAAUUUGCAACAAAAAGGAAGUCUACGGUAAUCAGCUCAAUUCCAAUAGUUUCCCAGACGGCAUGCUCUGCGCUGGAUUCCUGGAAGGUGGUACCGAUGCCUGCAGAGGUGACUCUGGAGGACCUCUUGCCUGUUCCGUCAAUGGUCAAUUUCAAUUGCUAGGCUUGGUUUCCUGGGGCGACGGGUGUGCCGACAAGAACAAACCGGGUGUUUACACUAAAACCUUGCACUACCUCAACUGGAUCCAGGACUCGACUCGCAAACUGUAAAUAACAACAAUUUUCAAUGAAACGCAGCCCUAUUUACCGUACAACGCGCAAUCCACCCAACGAAUCUACCCCACCGAUCCAAGAGGAGAUGAAAAGGAUUCACUAUCUCAACUGGUCAGCUUAUUUUAAACAAAAUCUUCUCCUUCGUGGAAAUCCUGUACAAACCUAUUUAGAUAAAAUGGCACAAAAGAUUCCACCUUACCGUUAUGGACAGGAAUGCACUUUUUUCAGUAACUAAAUAAUAUGAUACCUACUAGUAGCCCAAAAUUUAUGUAUAACUAUAAAUAUUGUAUUAUUAUGUAUAUUUAUUUACUAUUAUUACUAUAUAUAUUAGCAGUAAAAAGGAUCUCUGAAGAGAAUGACUAUUAGCUUGACAAAGAAAACAGACAGAAGUAAACAUCUUCCCGCCAAGUUUUCCCGCCUGAUGGUUUUGUAUUAAAAAAUAAUGGGUGAUGACUAUCACAACGUGUGUUCAAUCGAUCUAGUUUGGUUUUUAGUUUGUACAGCCCCAGUAUUGUGAAUUUUUGUAAUAUAUCUUGAGACAUGAAAAUGAA
Daphnia magna is the source of this 2454-nucleotide messenger RNA. RefSeq names its product prostasin. The transcript is spliced from 14 exons. Gene Ontology annotation, molecular function: protein binding; serine-type endopeptidase activity. Gene Ontology annotation, biological process: proteolysis. The record is from RefSeq and is a predicted model, not a curated record. Bases 452 to 1900 code for a protein of 482 amino acids. Lineage: Eukaryota; Metazoa; Arthropoda; Branchiopoda; Diplostraca; Daphniidae.